ACAUAGGUACGAUGAAUGAAAACCAAAUUGUUGUUAGGCAUGAAUCAGAAGGUGGCAAGACUCCCACAACGGGUGACGAAUCACAAGAUGUUAGUACGAUUACAAAGACCAUUAAAGGCCGUGGUCCGUCAAAAGGUGUUAAAGUCGCUAAGCCUAUGUUCCUUGAGUAUAAUGUAUAUAAUGUCCCCGAUGGACAAUGGUCUCAUGAAUACGGGAAGCAAGUUGGGAGUUGUGCUACUAGAAUUAAUAUUAACGUCCCAUUAUAUCCAAAGGUAGAUGAGCAAAUCAAGAAGGGGUUUUGGGAGGAGACUAAGCUUAUGUUCCACAUUACUGAUGAUUCUAAUCAUUCGAGGGAGAAAUAUUUUCAUUCUUGUGUGGCGAAACGAUUUAGUUGUUUCAAGAGCAAGUUGGUGCGCCGAUGGAUAACUAUGAAGGAAAAGAAGCCAAAAAAUCAAACAAACAAGAUGCCUUGGGAUGUCUACAACCAUAUCACAGAGGAUGAUUGGAAGACUUUUGUUAAACAUUAUUUCCUGCCAGAGUCAUUGCUUCGUAGUGAAAAGGCGAGGAAAAGUGCAUCAUGCAACAAGAACCCACAUCGCACCGGCCAAAAGGGUUAUAAUAGAAAGCGACUAGAUUGGAUAAAGGAUGGACGACUUCCACCAGAUGCAGCUUUACCUAUCUCGAGUAGCUCCUCGGUGAACUCAUCAGUGACCUCAAAUGUUAAUAGAGUUAGAAAAUACAGAUCAAAGGAGUGGAUUUUGGCCCAUCAAGUACAAAAUAAAGAGGGAAAGUGGGAAAUUGACCCGAACGAUACAGAAGUUGUUGAAAUCGCAACAAAAGCUUUAGAGUACAUCGCAGAAGAGGAAAAAGGAAAUCUUUCUUUCGAACAGGGUGAGGAUGCCCUCACUAAAGCUAUAGGGAAAAAAGAUCAUCGUGGGCGUGUCAAGGGAACAGGUGGCAUGGUUGGUAUCAAAAAGGCUUUCGGUCCGUGUAUUCGACAUAGUAGAAGUGACCAUGGUGAAGCUUCAUCAGAAAAUUACGAAUCAAUCAGAGCUUCUGUGAAAAAGGAGUUUGAAGGUGAAUUAGAGAAAAGGGUAGAGAAAAGGGUGGCAGAGGCCCUCCAAAAGCAACUAAGCACCUUGUUAAAAACAGGACAACUAAACUCCAUUUCUACCCCGAUACCUGAUGACCUCCACUUAAAUGAUUCUGCCAGAGUUGACCUUGAUGUUAGUGCUACAAGAACCACUCGUCACAUCUUAGUGCCGCAACCACGCGAGCUAAAGGAAAGGACUCCAUGUCGUCUUGCCCUUGAGGAUAAAGUUUCAGGCAACAACAUUGUCGUGGCGGAUGGUAUGGUACAACCCUCAGAUGGUGCAUUGCCCCAACAUUUUACAUCGAUGAAGCCUGGUCACUAUAAAGUCCAAGUUGAUUUUGUUUACGACGGACAUGUUGAUGAUAUUCUUCCGGUACCUACGGGAGAUGGUUUCACUAACUUAGGCGGUGCUCUGGGUAGUUUUGUGCAAUGGCCCAUACACUUAGUGAUUUUCGAAGACGGCGAGGAUUGUACUUCACCUCCUAAAAAGAAGUCCAAGUCUAAUGUUUCUAAAGAGAGGGAUGGUAGCUCCAAGAAAAAGACAACGGUGUUAGCGGCCCAAAAGAAGACAACAGACUUACCAUCCAAGGUAAACCCUCUAAAACUCAUUCGAACCUAAAAUGACAUUUCCG
Molecule: messenger RNA, 1725 nt
Organism: Spinacia oleracea (spinach)
Lineage: Eukaryota; Viridiplantae; Streptophyta; Magnoliopsida; Caryophyllales; Amaranthaceae
Exons: 6
Coding region: 12-1712 (566 amino acids)
Source: RefSeq, a predicted model, not a curated record